Messenger RNA from Fopius arisanus, 3376 nucleotides. RefSeq names its product Dpr-interacting protein beta (gene DIP-beta). Bases 276 to 1562 code for a protein of 428 amino acids. The record is from RefSeq and is a predicted model, not a curated record. NCBI's taxonomy places the organism in Eukaryota, Metazoa, Arthropoda, Insecta, Hymenoptera, Braconidae. Gene Ontology annotation, cellular component: neuron projection. The transcript is spliced from 9 exons.
GAGUGGACGCACCUAACUUAUUUCUCAAGCACUUUACCCAAACCUCGUGGACUUGUGUAUUUAUUGUGAUUUUUUAUUCAUAGUGGCUACUAUAACGGAUUUAAGAAAGACCAAGACAUUCCGUCACAUUUAUUUUCAAGGAAUGGUCUGCCACGCGACAAGAACUGCGGGACGAGUGAGCCGGCAGGGGUGGUCGACAGGUGUCAUCGAGUAAAUCCAGUGUACAACGAGGCAUCAGCUUCAAAAUUCACCUACCUCAAGCAGAUCACCGUGCAAUGCCCCGACGAUGCAUCCUAGCCUUCUCCAUCAUUUUCGUCAUUCUCAUAAUACCCAUAGUGAGGGGCUUGGAGCCAGACUUCCUGUAUCCUCUGGAGAACGUUACGAUCCCACAGGGUCGAGACGCAACAUUCACAUGCGUGGUGAACAAUCUAGGUGGAUACCGGGUGAGUCCUUCCUCGUACGGGAGUGGAGAUCCCAAUGCCGCCAAGACCCGGGUGGCGUGGAUCAAAGCGGAUACAAAAGCAAUUUUGGCGAUCCACGAACACGUUAUAACGAAUAAUGGGCGUCUUUCAGUGACCCACAAUGAUUUCAAUACAUGGACAUUGCAUAUUAAAAAUGCAGAUAGGUCGGAUCGUGGAUUGUACAUGUGUCAAGUCAAUACGGAUCCGAUGAAGAGUCAGAGUGCUUUCCUGGAAGUAGUGAUACCACCAGACAUAAUAUCAGAAGAAACAACGGGUGAUCUGAUGGUGCCAGAAGGAAGUUCGGCAAAACUAACAUGCAAAGCACGAGGCUACCCAAAGCCCGAUAUAGUAUGGCGCCGUGAAGAUCGGGGUGGUAUAAUCGCGAGGGAUGCAAACGGCGGUGCCAAGACCAGACAGACAACGGUCGAGGGAGAAACGUUGGUCUUGACAAAGGUCACAAGAAGUGAAAUGGGAACUUACAUGUGCAUAGCAAGCAACGGCGUACCACCCUCGGUCAGCAAACAGAUGAUGCUGCACGUCAACUUUCAUCCAAUGAUCCAAGCCCCAAAUCAACUGGUAGGUGCUCCAAUCGGCACUAACGUCACUCUUGUGUGCAACGUCGAGGCAUCCCCCAAAGCCAUCAAUUAUUGGACUCGUGCAUCGGGCGAGAUGAUAAUAAGCAAUCAUAAAUACUCCAUGUCCGAGGAGAAAGUCUCAGUUUACAGUGUACAAAUGCGCCUGAUUAUCCGGAAUUUACAUAAAAAUGAUUUAGGUGGAUACAAGUGUAUAUCAAAAAAUUCUAUUGGUGAGGCAGAUAGCAGCAUUGGACUCUAUGACAUGCGACUUCCGGAGCACUCAAGGAAGGCGAAUGAAGUGUCCGAUGAGGAGGAUACGAAUGAGUCACGCGAAAGCAGUGGGCAGAGGUUGAAUCGCGUUUAUCAGGGAUCCCUGAGAGAAAGUGGAUCAACCCAGCAGACAGAAAUGGGCGUCGAUGGUGCCUCUUCUGUAUCAGGGAUGGUUGAUAGUAGUGGUAGAUCGUACGUGCCACUGUGUUUCCUUCUAAUCGUCUCCAUCGUCUACACCUUCGAGAAAUGUGGGUGACUAUUUUUCUCGUGUACAAAGCCAAGUUACAUUACGUGGGACACUGACACGAUGUUCAAGUAAUGAUUGUUGAGAAGAAAAAAAAGUGCCAAAAAAAAAAAUUGCAUAUAGAAUAUUGUUUUGUGAGGUAAGGGUUUUCCGAUGAACCCACGAGGCACGUAAAAGAUGAGAAUCUAGGUAAAAAUGAAAAUGGCUGUAGACGUCAAUCUUGUGUGAUGUGUCAACCUCGUACAAGAAAACUCUGUUGUUUUUAUGCUUAGUCACGGCUGUACAUAAUAUAAUAUUAUUCAAACACGCGACGAAACUCGACGCGAUUCGACGCGCAGAAUGCGAAAAAUUAUUCCACACACGAUGGGGAUGAAAUUCCUGUUAACUUAUAUUUUUAUUUAUACCUCAGUCUUUUAAUUGGACAUCCGAUCAUUAAACCAUCCGGCCAUUAAAGCAUUCCUCAUUCGAUGAUUACGCGAGAUCUGUAAAUAUAAAAUCCCAACAUUUUUUUUUUUCCUAUUAUUUCAUUCGCUUCAGCCAAAUACUCACAUAUAACGUAAAGUUAGAAUGCUUAAAUUGAAAAUUACUAUUGCGCUGAGAGUAAUUAACGUCCGAUGUACACACACGCACACAAUGACGCUUCAUAUGUAAAUAUAUUUGCUGUUCAAAAUUUAGAGAGUGGCACUUGACGUUAUAUACAUUUUUUUAAUUUUUUAUGGCUCUCAAUUACGUUUACCGUUGAUUAUACCUACACAAUUCCCCACAAGUCAGAUAAUUAAUUAACAGUAUGAGCAGAAGUUGUAAUGAGGAGUAACUUACUUUAUUAUUCUUACCCCAACUGGGGUUGCCUCGCAGCACAAUUAUUAAUUGACCAUAAUCCAGGGAGGGAAUGUGCGGAUGUAACGUCAUCAGUAUCACGUCGAUAAUACGAAUAAAAAUCUUUCGAGGAGCAUGAGUAUAGGAAGUUAAAGAGUGCGUGUUCAGAAUGUUUUUAUAACUGAAUUAUUUCGUGGUAAUUCAUUUGGUUCAGUUAACAUUGAUCUCAUUAAUUCUCCACUCUGUCAAUUGUUCCGUUGUAAUACUUAAAAAUAUACCAGACGUUCUUAUACGACCGGAAAUAAAUGGUAACGGGAUGAGCACACAUGAAAAAUAUCAAGAGAUGAUGCAAAUAUAUUUAUGUGUAGAGUUGUGUAAUGUAUAAAGUAUGAAAACAAAAUGAUAACUAUAUAACUAAAAAAACGAUCAACGAUGGAACGAACGAGUUUGUUAAUUCACUUGCAAAUCAGAGUGGAAGAAUAUAGAAAAAUAUAAUUGAUGAACGAGUGAUUUCAAUGGGGGCAUCAACUUUCAAACACUGCCACUGAGGAAGAAAAAAAAAAAGAGCCAUUGUCGAGUGAAUUAAAUUAUUUUUACGCUGUUGUUUAUAAAACACAAAUUGUCGAGCGAUUGUGUUAUUCGCUUCUCUUUUCCACCGAUUACGUCAUGACAAUAAUCAUAUUUAUUUACCAUUUUAUUGAAUGAAUUUGUAUUAUUCAUGGGAUUAUUUGUAUGUACAAUGAGGAUGAUUAUUGAAUUAUCAAAAAAUAAUGGUUAGUUGUAGAAACUUAGAGGUGUAUGUGAAAUGUAUGUACGGAAUUGCUCAUAUAUGUAACAAGGUUGAAUUUAUUUUCCAUAAAAUGCCGUCGCUAUGAAAAGAGAAAGAUGCUGCAGCGCUCCAGUUCCACUUGUAAUCACUCCAAUGCAGAAUAACGGUCAACAUAUUAUUUCAUAAUGGAAAUAUAUCGGUAAUGAUAUCAAUUGGCAAAUAGAAAUAUUUUGGCCGAAUC